AAACAAACGUCCUUUUCUAAAAUUAAAAACAUCUGAUUAAAAAUUUGUAAAUAAUCAAAAUGUAUCCCAAUAAUUCUUGAAUUAAUUUUUUCCAAAGUCCUUAAUUAUUGUGCCCAAAAUUCUCUCCAAAGUGAAUCUGCCAACGUCUUUGUGUACUAUUUAAACGUGUCAAAUCAAUAAAAUAGCUGUCCACUUCACUCCUCUAUGGUGCAGUUUUAUAGUCUGACCGCUGGUCAAUACUUUCCUCAAACAAACAUUUUGUGAGCUUCAAUCAUGGACAAGGGCGAGCAUUCCAGAAAAAACGACUCGCCAGACGAAGAGAAACCCCUGAAAAAAGCCAGGUACAUGUGGGAGAUAAAAGGAAAAGGCCAUUUGAAAGAUUCGAGCAAAUUGCCUGUAGACGAUACUAGUGGUUCCAGUGAAGAAGUACCAGCUAGAAAUCCGUCACCAGACCCUGAAAAUUGUUGCCGUGCAUUUUUCGUAGCCCAAACUGAAGAUUUCAUUGACCAACAAAGAUCAGAAGAUGAAGAAUCUGACAGCACUGAAAACGAAAUUCCCGUUACAAUGGUUUCAGCUCAGGCUAAAGAUCAAGAUUAUUAUUUGAGGAAGUGGCACGCCAGACAAAUAGCUCGUGGAUUUGUUGAUAAUACAAUCAACAGUAUGUUGGAGCAUUGGAUUGAUCGUCCCUUUGACCCGUCUACUAUUGUGGAAGACACCGAAAAUGACGGCCAAGUUGAAGACGAUGCUAUUUUGAUGGCAAUACAAUCACAUGGGCUCCAAUCUGAUCCAAAUUUGCGCCCUUCAACAUUGUUCAGUUCCAAUUCGAAUUCCAGUGUUGGUUCAAAUGUGGCUAUUGCUGGCAGUAUAGGGAGCGAAUCUCGUACUGAGGGUUUGAAUAACAAUCAGGAGCCUGCUGUUGAUAAUUUGGAAAAUUUGCAAAAGGAACAAGAAAAUGAGUUGUUGGUGGGUUCUUCUUCGAGUUCAUUGAGUGUCGAAACUGCAAGCCCGAUGUCCAAUCCUUUUGAGGCCGAAUUGGAUUUUUUAAAUGCGGCAGUUUCGGUUGCCAUACAGAAAAAGGGACUCACUUAUGGAUAGUUUAAUCUCAAUAAUGUUUGGUCUAUUAUUAUUUUUUAACAUGUAAUUAUUUAAAAGUUCACUUGUAACCUUAGGUUAGCUUACCAAGAGUAUUUUCUUUUCUUAUUGUUUGUUAUAAAAAUAUAUAAAUAUAUAUAAUUUUCUAAUUAAAUUAGUUUAGGACUCGGUUUAGAAAUAUAUACAUACAAAAUACAUUGAGAAUUUUUCUAAAAAUAAAUUUUACUAAGUA
This is a messenger RNA of Ceutorhynchus assimilis (cabbage seed weevil), 1324 nucleotides long. Lineage: Eukaryota; Metazoa; Arthropoda; Insecta; Coleoptera; Curculionidae. The record is from the annotation of a GenBank genome assembly.